Molecule: messenger RNA, 3585 nt
Organism: Echinostoma caproni
Lineage: Eukaryota; Metazoa; Platyhelminthes; Trematoda; Plagiorchiida; Echinostomatidae
Source: the annotation of a GenBank genome assembly
AUGGAGGAUUCAGGUCUAAUUGAAGUCUGUUCAGAGCGUGGAAGUUCCCCGGAGGUGACAAUAGCCGAGGCGGAUAUGCAAGCGAAAGUCUCUGAAGCACCAACUUAUUGGUCAGACGAGGAACGGGACGCAAUUCAGACGGCGAUUCAUGUGGAAACCGGUACCCUUGGAAAAGAAAUAUCUGAUAGCGAAAACGCUAUUCAGGAAAAUCAAACUUCCACAUCCGUGGAGUCUCUGACAAAUUACGACCUUACAACGACUUCAGUAAUCAAAUCGUUCAAUCCACCGAAUGAUGCAACGACGACAUGUUUCUCAGUACCAGCGAAUCACCGCACACCGCAGCGAAUUUCGCCCAGCAGUCCGGUAACAAAGAACAAAUCCGCGCCAUCUGAAACGAUGAAAGGAUCAACCGAAUCGUCACAUGCGAAAAAAGUGUCCACUAUUGUCACGAAGACUAUACGGACAAGGAGUAGCAAGUCACUCACGAAUGGGGAACGGGGUCGAUCAAAUCUGGAUAACGAACCUGUCCGAAUAGAUGUGGAUGAAAGUGGGACGUUGAUGAAAGCAAUACAAUUGAAGUCCCAACAAUUCCUGUAUGACAUUGUGCCAAGACCACGUGGGGGUUCAUUGGAUCGUAUCAAAGCUUUCCGAUCCAAGGAAUCGAUCAAUUCGGAUGAAGACGAAACGCAACUUAUUGGACUUCCUCCAGCUCGUGAACAAAUCACUCCUCGUGCCGCGUCUUCAUGCGGAACGGAAGCCAGGCUGGGAACACCGCGCCAAGAUGGAAGUCAAACAUGUCCAGAUGUGCUAAAGAUGCGCUGUGAUCUGUUGCAAACACAUUUGGCUUUGUUGGAAGCGCGUAAGCAAUCUAUGGAAAGUUCCAUUUGCCGCUUAGAUGAUGAGCUUAAGCAAAAACAACAAACACUGUUCGUCGAACCCUCGCCCAGGUUGCCUGUCAUCAUGGAAGAUUCAGAUGACACUAAAGAGGCUGUUCUGAAGCGCCAAAAUGACGAGUUGCGAAUGCUUCGCGAAGCCGCAUUCCAGUACAAAUUGAAUCUGGAGAGCUCCGAAGCUGCACGAUAUAUGUUGGAAGAGAAACUGGCGUUAGCUUGUUCAGAAAUGGAUGCAGACAAAGAUUUCUAUCACAAACAAGUGGAACAGUUGGAACGUGUGAGAAUAGUUGAACUGGAACAAGACAAACAGCAGCUCAAAGAUCAAUUAACGAUGUCCGAAAAGCAUACCACGGAGGCAGCAGAAGAACAGAAAAAGAAACUGGAUGACUUGGAACACCAGCUGACACAGCAACAGACACGAGUUGAACAGCUGUUGGCCACGAACGACCAGCUCACGAAACAACUUCACCAGGCACAGACAUCACUAACAGUCAAGCAACAAGAGGAUGAAGAUCAUCGGCUGGCGUUGGAAGCCAAACUGAGAAAUACGCACCUGGAAAAGGAAAUCAGUCUCCUACAGUUGAAAACCGAGCACCUGAGCAAUCAACAGGCAAUGAUUGGAAUGAUUCGCGGUGAGUACGAACGUGAGAUAGAACAGAUCAAGGCAAAACACUCUGAGGAAGUGCAAAGACAAUGUCAACAGCUUCAGGAAACCCAACGGAUUGUGGAACAGCUGAGCACGCAAUUAGAACAGAGAAAUCAACUCGAAACCAGCCAGUCGGAUCAUGCUACCCAAACAGAUGCGCUCACUUUGAUGCGUAACGCCCGUUCCUCGGAAGUGGACCAACUGUUGGAACAGAUAUGCCAAUUGCGUAUGGAACGUGAUGCUGCACUGAAGCGUGCGCAUGACGAACGUGCCAAAGUUCGCCAGCUGCAAGAUGAACAAGAUGACGCCGCUCGCCGCGAACAGAGAGGUUCCAUAUCGUCCGAACAACGACCAACUAAUCGGGCUGUAAAAUGCGCAAACAGUAAACAAUUACGUGAUAUUCGCGGACAGGCACCGGAUCGAAAAAAUGAAACUCGGAAAUCCGGUCCGAAUCACUUGUCUAAUUUGUCUUCAGUCGAACGAGAACGAAACAUGCUGCUCCGAUUCCUCACUGAGGUUCUCAUGGCCGUGCUACAGACAAAUAACACUGAGAGUCGCAAACUAACCGAACUGCUACAGAUCCCCCCUAUCCGAGUCACCAUUCCAGCCUCGUUGAUUUUAGCUGACAAUUUGGACACGUCAAAAAUUCCACCCAGAACCACAUUGGUCAGUUUACUUCCCACACUAAAAGAGGACAUUCCUCGCUACUGGAUGACAGUUUUGGCCGAAUCUAUGGGAGGCUUGAACGCCUGUUGCUCCAAAGUGGUCGACCUGGUCUAUCGGCAACAGCAACUACUUGACAGCCAAGCACACAGCUUGCGCGAACUAAAAGCUGUCGCUGCCAGGCAAGUCGAUGUUCUGUACGAGCAACUCGAACGGACCAGAAAGAUGCAACUGAACAAAACGAAACAAAAGCUGCUUCAAGAUACCAUUCUGCCCAAAGGAGAAUAUCAGACCGAGUCCCGAUGCAGUGAGUCGCAUCCCACUUCUAAUAUGGACAAGUCAAGAUCACGUUUAUCGGAAGAAACACCGAUUAGCACACCGAUGAUUUUCUCAUCACCAAAUCCUCAGUCCGCUUUGAGUCCCAGCUUUGAGGCCAGGGCUCUAGCUUGCCCGUUGAUUGACUAUCCGGUAUCUCAGGUAUCAACACCUCGUCGAUCGGGAAGUGUGACGCAAUCCAAAGUGACAGAAUGGUCCACUCAGAUAUCACAAUCCCGGAGUUCCAACCAACGACCACCAACAGUCACUUGGAGGGAUGUGAUACCUAUAUCAGCCAGUGCCAAUCUUUUACGGAAUCGACCAUUUCAAUACGUGGGAACGGCAUUGCGCGAAACAAUACCAAAUGUAAAUUUUGAUUACAUUUCCUUCGAACUGGUCUCUGUGGCCAGUAUCUUCCGAGUCAUGGCAAAGAAUAUAUGUGGAUUACCGUGGUCCAUUCUUCAACAAGUAUUACGCAUUGGUGAUCGUCGAUUCCUAUUCCCGUUGGCCAGAAGUGUACCACAACUCCCAGUUCAGAAUUUACUAUUCGAGCACUCAGGAAAACGUUCNGAGUUGUCGGCAUGUUCUCACUCCACCCCGACAUUCGCAAUCCAAUGGCGCANGUGGUCCAUUCUUCAACAAGUAUUACGCAUUGGUGAUCGUCGAUUCCUAUUCCCGUUGGCCAGAACACUCAGGAAAACGUUCAGUAGAGAAGGUGUCCCGCAUGCUAUCGUGACUGACAAUGGAAGUCAUUUCACUGCCAAGAAAGUUACCGAUUGGUUGAACUCCGAGAGUUGUCGGCAUGUUCUCACUCCACCCCGACAUUCGCAAUCCAAUGGCGCAGCCGAAAACUUUGUGCGCACGCUGAAGAGUGCCAUUGCUUCUUUGAAUCCGAGUACAUUCGAUGCACUGGACACAGGCGUUGAUAACUUUCUGAUGCAAUACCGUAACGCAGUACAUUCAACUACGAGGCACAGUCCAGCAAAGCUGUUUAAGAGUCGAGUACUUCGAACAAAUCCUCUAUACUUGGAGUCUGCGGAAGUCGACCCUCCAGGGGCAUUGCACUAG